AUGGCGGAGCAGUGGGAUCUGGACGAGGAGGGCAUCCGCCGCCUGGGGGCGCUGACCCCUGUGGAGCAGCCGGAACUGGUGGAGUCUCUUUCAUUGCAGGGAUCAUAUGCUGGAAAAAUUCAUUCCAUUGGUGAUGCUUUCAGAAAUUUUAAAAAUCUCCGAUCUUUAGAUUUGUCGAGGAAUUUGAUCACUAGCCUAAAGGGCAUCCAGUAUUUGUGUUCACUCCAAGACCUGAAUUUAUAUUAUAACAACAUUCCUUCCUUAGUGGAGGUUUCCCGGCUACAGCCUUUACCCGUCCUCAGAGAGCUGGAUUUGAGACUCAAUCCUGUUGUGAGAAAAGACACAGACUACAGGCUCUUUGCUGUGUACACGCUACAAACUCUGGAGAAAUUGGAUGACCGAACCGUACGUGAAAGCGAGAGGAAAGCUGCCAAGUUGCAUUUCAGUCAGUUGGGCAACAGUGAAAAUUUUCUUUUAGAGGUAGAUAAAAGCUCUAGGGAGAAGACGAUGAAAAACGGUGUGACAGAUGAGAGCUCUGCAUCGCAAGUCAAGGCUGAUGUUGACACUAGGAUUGAAACAGACUCAAACAAAGGACUUUUUAUUCCCUUCACUAACCGGGAAAUAAAGGAUUCCCUGACCAGUACUUCUGCAACCCACGGCAGUGGUACACCAGAUCAGAAAGCAGACACCUUCCCACUGGGGACACAGAUGCAGGAAGUGACAAGAAGGGAAAUAUCAAGUGACAAUCAACAGGAAGAUGAAUUCAGACACUACUCACCUCGUCAGUCCACAGUCCGAUCCCCAGAGAAGAUGCCUAGAGAAGGGUACCGAGUAUCUUUUUUGGAAAACAAGUCUUCAGGUUCUUCUCCAGAAAAGAACUUGAUACCAAAAUCUGAUACUUACCAUCUUACCCAUGAUGCCUCUUUGGGUAAACGCCUGGACGUGGGAGAUUCUAGCCAGAUCCAUCCCUAUCAGUUACCUUCAGACGCUGGUCUGGAAAAUUAUGAUAAUCAUUAUUCUCAAACUCUAUCCCUGCAUGGAAGUCUUGGUAAAAGGCCUCAGAGAAGCAAGAACUACCGAGAAUAUAGCAUAAAGCAUUCAAAUGAUAUAAAGGCCACCACAUCCCAUUCCUGUGGAGACUUACUGACUUCUCCGUCAAACCCUGACUCCAGCACCGGAAGGCUUUUGAAGCUUAGUUCAGAUCUAUAUGCCACAACCCAUUUCAACAGUGACCCUGUCCUGGUGGCCAACGUGGAGCAACAGUUAUCCACCAGCCUCAGUGAUUUACCAGCAGCACAUGGUUCUUUCCCAAACAACUCUAUCCUGGAAAAUUCUCUGCGGAUGCUGAUGUUGCCUCCUGGGACUUCAGAGGACAGAGAGAUUUCAAUCAAGAGGUCAUUAAGCCCAUCGAGAAGAGGAUUCAAACGGAAAGACAAAAUCCUUGCCAACUUGAAUCCAAAGCAUGGUUUCAGAGAUGCUACUGGCAACGAGCCUCUCUCUAGUGACCUGGGCAGUUUGCAUGGUUUGCCGGGAAACCACAGUCCCCCAAUCUCUGCCAGAACCCCACAUGUGGCCACUGUCCUCAGGCAGCUCCUGGAGCUCGUGGACAAGCACUGGAGCGGGUGUGGCUCCCUCCUUCUCAACAAGAAGUUUCUCGGUCCUGCCCGAGAUUUGCUUCUCUCUUUGGUAGUCCCUGCUCCUCCUCAGCAGUGGUGUCGCUCACAUCCUGAAGACACGACCAAAACCUUCCGCAGGAGGGAGACUGAGCUGAAGGAGUUCGGACAGCUGGUCCCCAAUGACACGGAGAGUUUGAAGCAAAAACUGGUCAGAGUACUGGAGGAAAACUUCAUUUUGUCAGAAAAAAUUCAACAAUUAGAGGAAGGUGCUGCCCCCUCACUUGUGAGUGGGCAUCAGUCCCAUACUUACGAUGAGCUUCUGCGCAAAAACCAGCAACUGAGCAUGCAAGUGGCUUGCCUGAACCAGGAGCUUGCCCAGCUAAAAAAGCUGGAGGAGACAGUUGCCCUUCUCCAUGAAAGUCAGAGAUCCCUGGUGGUAACUAAUGAGUAUUUGCUGCAGCAGCUGAAUAAAGAGCAAAAAGGUUAUUCCGGGAAAGCACUCCUGCCUCCUGAGAAGAGCCAUCAUUUGGGGAGAUCGUCGCCCUCCGGGAAAGGCACGUUGUCUUCCUCAUCCCCGGGGGCACACGACAGCAGUCAGUACCUCAUACAGAGCGUCUCCGACGCAGUCCCAGAGCCUGGUUUAUGGAGCUAGCAGCAGGCACCGGGCCGCGGCUUCCCUCACCCACCAGGGCCCUCAGAGUGCCGUCGCCACAGUUUGGUGGGAUUUACCCACAACGAUGAAGAAAAACGCGUAUUCUAAUUAUGCU
Molecule: messenger RNA, 2383 nt
Organism: Tupaia belangeri chinensis (Chinese tree shrew)
Lineage: Eukaryota; Metazoa; Chordata; Mammalia; Scandentia; Tupaiidae
Gene: LRRC36
Product: leucine rich repeat containing 36
Exons: 14
Coding region: 1-2268 (755 amino acids)
Molecular function (GO): protein binding
Source: RefSeq, a predicted model, not a curated record